Messenger RNA from Bursaphelenchus okinawaensis, 996 nucleotides. The record is from the annotation of a GenBank genome assembly. NCBI's taxonomy places the organism in Eukaryota, Metazoa, Nematoda, Chromadorea, Rhabditida, Aphelenchoididae.
AUGUCCGACUUUUCGGAUUGGUACAAUGGGAUUCCCCAGAUCACACGUUACUGGUUCACAGCGGCCACAGUGGUUCCGCUACUGGGCAGAAUCGGCCUUCUGCCGGCGCAUCUGAUGUAUUUGGACUGGACUUUAUUCUGGGAACACUUUCAGGUAAGUGUUACUUUUUUUUGUAUUAUUUCUUAGAUCUGGCGACCUGUCACAGCCUUCAUAUAUUACCCAAUAACGCCUCAGACCGGAUUUCAUUGGUUGUUAACGAUAUACUUCUUGUACACGUACUCAAAGAGUAUCGAGACGAGUUUAUUCAGUCAGAGGCCUGCUGACUAUGUUUUCAUGUUGUUCUUCAGCUGGGUUUGUUCUGUGGUAAGUGAUUUUUGAUUAGACGUCAUUUAAGCAUAUUAGCUUUGAGUUUAAGAACUAAACCAUAGUUUUGUUACCUAAAUUAAUUUGUUGCUUUUAGAUGAUUGGGUUUGGUUUUGGAAUGUACUUUUUGUUAGAGCCAAUGGUACUGAGUGUGUUGUAUAACUGGUGUCAGUUCAACAAAGAUGCUAUUGUGUCUUUUUGGUUUGGAACCAAGUUUAAGGCUGUUUACCUUCCGUGGGUAUUGGUCGCUUUCAACAUGAUCUUGAGGUAUGUUGUUUUAGGCAUUUUAGAAGGUGUUAGUACUUUAGUCUUUCAAAAACAGAUUACCUCAAUUGAAGGUAUGGUAGAACUAACAUUACUUGUUUUAGAGGCGGUGGACUGAACGAGAUCGCCGGUAUUAUCAUUGGCCAUGCUUACUACUUCUUGGCAGUACAAUAUCCAGCUGAACGAGGCACAGCGCCAUUGAUUAGUACACCACAGUUCCUAUACCGAUGGUUCCCAAAUGUACAGGGUGGAAUGGGAGGCUUUGGACAGCCAGCUAGCCGACCAGCAGCUGCCAACAACCAGCAAGCUCCAGCAGCAGCACGACGUCAAGGUGCCUUCUGGGGUCAAGGUCAAGCUGUCGGCAACUAA